GUCCUCACCCUUGCCCUGUCUCGUGUAGCGCAGAACCCAACCAAAUCCCUCCAUGGAGCAGCCGCUGGAGAUCGCCGCCGAGCGCGCGAUGCCCUCCGGCUCCGACGGAGACGCGGCCGCCGGAGAGGACCGUUUAAGCCUGCUCCCCGACGACGUCCUGGUACUAAUCCUCCUCCGCCUCGGCGCCGCCGCGGCCGCCGGCCGUACCAGCGUCCUCUCCCGCCGCUGGCGCCGCGUCUGGGCGCUCCUUACCGAGCUCCGCUUCCCCGCCUCCCCGCCGCCCCACCUCGUCGCCUCCGCUCUCGCUGCCCACGAAGCCGAAGCGGCCCUCCGCUACCUCCUCGUCGAGGCUGAGGAUGGCGCCCCCGAAUCCGCGGCGGCCUGGCUCCCCGCCGCCGUGCGCCGCCUCUCCGGCAGCCUGGUCUUCAAGAACCUGGCCCCGGCGAGAAAUUUCAACGAUGAAGCCGAGGAGGAGGAGGAGACCUCGAAAGGAGGCGUCUUUGAGCUGCCCUGCUGCGAGCGCGCCACCUCGGUCUCCCUCGACCUGGGGUGUCUCGACCUCGCCGUGCCGCCCGCCGGAGCUUUCGCCCGGCUCACCGAGCUCUCCCAGAGGCGUGUCCGAUUCCAUGGCUCUUUUGAGCUCGGCGACGCCGUCUCUUCGCGGCGUUGCCCAUGCUUGCAGAAACUCAACGUCUUCCACGCCCGUGGGCUGGACAGUAUCGCCAUCCACUCAGAGUCUCUCCUUCAAGUGGAUCUGCGCCACCUCCAUGAGUUGCGGCAGCUCACCAUUGUGGCACCAGCUCUCGAAGGGUUGCAAUUGAUUAACUGCUUCGCUCACAGCCGACCGGUUGCCAACAUUUCCACCCCUCAGCUGGUUUUCCUCAUGUCAUGUGGAAGGAGCCAUAUGAUCCGAGCUCGGUCCAGCUUGGCAAUUUGGGACAACUUCAACGGCUGACCACCAACUUUUUUCGUGUUUAUGGGCGGGAUCGGAGGACUCUAGAAUGAAUCGUGCUUUUCUAUGGCUCUUGGAACGGUUUCCGGUCAUCCACAACCUUCAAAUCAAACUUACCUAUCCCAAGAGGAUUUGCAGCUGCCAGUUUUGUGACAUCGGAAACUUUCUAUACUUGAUGGAAGGCCUUACAGUGCUCCCUCGAACUAAGAUCCUGAUGCUCCACCUACACAACAGAGGACACAACUUUGGAGCCAGCUUAUUUCAUAUUCUCAGUUUGUGUACAUGUCUAGGUGGAUUGUCACUGGUGCUAAAUAGCCAUAGUGACUUGAAGGCACAAUCCUCUUGUCCAUUAGGCUGUGUUUGCAAUCAACCAACCGACUGGAAGACUGAGGAACUCACUUUGAAUCACCUCCAAGAAGUAGUGCUGAUUGACAUGAAAGGGUCUGAAUCUGAAGUUGUUAUUGUCAAACGGCUACCCAGCUGGGCAAUGAAGCUCAAAAGGCUGAGAAUAAUUUACCGUUCGACCACUGUAACCAAGGCCAUGGAAGUAUGUCAAAUGUUGCUAAGCUUCGCAAUGCCAGAAACACACGUAACGAAGAAUUUCCAUGUGAAAAGUAAAAGUUGUACUUUCUUGCGCUAGAAGACCUGUCCCCAGCCUUGGAUUCCAUGCAUUGGCUAUUUUUGUGAUUUGCCGUCAUGGACCUGACUUCUGUUUGUAGCUUGCAAUUUGAAAUCCUCUGGGCAUGGUGCGAUGUUGCUGCGUGUCAAGUUGAAAUAUUUGCAUAGAUUCCUUAUAAUGUUUUACGAUGCUACCACCCCAUUGAUGUUUCAUA
Panicum hallii is the source of this 1785-nucleotide messenger RNA. RefSeq names its product FBD-associated F-box protein At4g10400-like. Lineage: Eukaryota; Viridiplantae; Streptophyta; Magnoliopsida; Poales; Poaceae. The coding region runs from base 53 to 955 and encodes 300 amino acids. The record is from RefSeq and is a predicted model, not a curated record. The transcript has 4 exons. Gene Ontology annotation, molecular function: protein binding.